AUGAAGUUCGUAAUAAAAUUACAACAUAUCAAACAUUGGAAUACAAAAUAUACCAGCACAGCUAGAAAUGAUAUAAGAAUUUUACAUGUCCAAUAAUUGUGUACUGAAAUCAAUAGAAAGUAUAAUAGCCCGAUGUAAAAUAAUGUAUAGCAAAAAAUAAGUCCCAAUAGUACGAGUAAAAUUUAUUGCGACUACAAUUUCAUAUAGUUAUUACCUUUCUCUACUUUUAGUCAAUUCCAAAUUUAAUCAGAAAUCCAAUACAUACGAGAGAAGCGAUUGCCACAACUAAAUAGAUUCCACUUAUCCUAAAUAUACCGAACACACUAAACAUCAAUAUAUAAUAAAGGAAAGCAGAAAUAAUUGUCCAUAAUAUAAAUAUUCCCAAAAUUUAAAAGAGAAACUGUUUUUAUUAUGAAAAAUCUUUAUCCUUUAUUAAAUUUGGUGUAGGAAAUAUUAAUUGUUCAUUAACUUGAAUAUUUGAAUAUGCCAAGUUGGGUGUCACUUAGUUAUGACAAUAUUAUUAUUAGGAUGAAUAUUAUGGUUGGUAUUAAUUUUAUCCUUCUGUUGGAAUUAUUAUGGGUAUAAAUUUCAAAUUUUAAUUUCUAUUAUCAAACAACUAUUAUGAUGGGGCUUACUGGUUUGUGUAAUUCAAAGUUGGAUAAUUUGUUUGUGACAUUUAUUAUAAGAUUUAAUAAUAAGAAGUAUUGA
Paramecium tetraurelia is the source of this 708-nucleotide messenger RNA. RefSeq lists its product as uncharacterized. The record is from RefSeq and is a predicted model, not a curated record. The transcript has a single exon. NCBI's taxonomy places the organism in Eukaryota, Ciliophora, Oligohymenophorea, Peniculida, Parameciidae.